Messenger RNA from Phytophthora infestans T30-4, 396 nucleotides. RefSeq lists its product as uncharacterized. The record is from RefSeq and is a predicted model, not a curated record. Lineage: Eukaryota; Oomycota; Peronosporomycetes; Peronosporales; Peronosporaceae. The transcript has 2 exons. Bases 1 to 396 code for a protein of 131 amino acids.
AUGAAAUUCCACUACGGAAGCACAGUCAAGGCGUGUCUGCAUCCGGAUCUCCCGGCAGCUCAGAUUCAGGAUCAAACUCAGCAAGUCUCGGUACCUCCAGUCGUCACCAUGCCACAGGUGAUGCCACCGCAGUUUAUCCUCCGUAGUCCCACGAGCGCGGAGCAGUGGCCCGUUCCAAGUUCGACAGCUCCUGUUUUCAAGCCUUGUGCGUCGACGUGCUGGCCGCAGCAGGACACGGUCCAGCAGCACCAGGUGACGUUGCCGUACGGGCAUGAAAUACCACUGGGCAUCUACUCGCCUACACGGUCAUGCUCGGAGCUGUUCGAGGACGUGUGGAACUCCGAGAUGCUGGACACUCUGGUGAAUGUGCUGCACGACCCCACCGUGCGUUGUUAA